AUCCUAUUAACACUCGCCUGGACGCCAAAACCAUAGCCAUCAUCCUACGCCACGCCCAGCCAAAGAUCUUAUUCAUUGACCAUGAGUUUGCUCCUUUGACCCAAGAAGUCCUCCAUCUCCUACCGUUUGACGACCCAAUACCUAAGCCACUAAUCAUAUUCAUUAAUGAUAUGGAUUCCACUACAAAACAUUCCCCUGGGGAGUUGGAGUACGAGGGUCUCAUCCGUACAGGAGACCCUUCGCCAUCCAUGUCCACAAGUACGUUCUGUGUCCGCAAUGAGCAUGACCCUAUUUCUUUGAACUACACGUCUGGUACAACAGCCGACCCAAAAGGUGUGGUGGUUAGCCACCGAGGGGCGUACUUGAGCGCUUUGAGCACGAUUAUGGACUGGGAGAUGGGGAUUUCACCGGUCUACCUCUGGACCUUGCCAAUGUUUCAUGCCAAUGGAUGGUCGCACACAUGGUCUGUGGCUGCGCGUGGAGGCACCAAUGUAUGCUUAAGGCACGUGACUGCCCCAGAGAUCUAUAAGAACAUAAGUUCUCAUGGCGUUACGCACAUGUCUUGUGUCCCUACAGUCUUGAGAUUUCUUAUAGAAGGACAGCAGAGUGACCGGUCACACAGCUCACGGCCUGUUCACAUUUUGACCGGAGGUUCUUCCCCACCCACUGCACUUCUUAAGAAGGUAGAGCAGUUAGGGUUUCGAAUAAUGCAUGGCUAUGGGCUUACGGAGACCAGCGGACCCGUUCUCUUUUGUGAGUGGCAAGACGAAUGGAACAGACUACCAGAGCAUCGACAGAUGCAGCUGAAAGCAAGGCAAGGGAUAAGAAACAUAACGCUAGCAGACGUUGACGUAAAGAACACGACAACUCAGGAGAGUGUCCCACGCGACGGGAAGACAACAGGAGAGAUCCUCAUCAAAGGAAACAGUGUAAUGAAAGGCUAUCUAAAGAACCCUAAAGCAACAUCUGAAGCGUUUAAAGACGGAUGGUUCAACACUGGAGAUAUAGGUGUGAUUCAUCCUGAUGGGCACUUAGAGAUCAAAGAUCGAUCCAAAGACAUCAUCAUCUCGGGAGGUGAGAACAUCAGCAGUAUAGAGGUCGAGAAAGUCCUUUACGAGAAUCAGAAAGUGGUGGAGGCUGCUGUGGUGGCCAUGCCUCACCCUCUUUGGGGUGAAACUCCCUGUGCAUUUAUUGUUCUAAAAGUUGUUGAGACUAGACAAGGACCCCGUGAAGAGGAAUUCGUGACCAGCGAAAGAGACUUGAUUGCAUAUUGCCGUGAUAGUAUGCCACAUUUUAUGUGUCCAAGGAAGGUUGUGUUCCUUCAAGAGCUGCCAAAGAACAGCAACGGAAAGAUCCUCAAGUCUAAACUGAGAGACAUCGCUAAGGCUUUUGUAGUCGAUGAGGACGGUGUGGGUUCCAAGAAAGUUCAACGACGCGGUGUUGAUCAUGUUAGUUCUAGGCUUUAAAGCCAUAUCCAUCCAUGUAUUUCUCUUCUCUUUGUUUCAGUAUUUGUGCUUUGGUAGACAGAUCCAGAUCGCUACCAAAAAUACCUUAAUUAUAUUUACAUCACAACAUAUAUCAUAUCAUGUUUUUAAGUCCUAAAGAGAAUAAUACUAUUUUAUUAAAUAU
This is a messenger RNA of Brassica oleracea var. oleracea, 1629 nucleotides long. Its product is annotated as butyrate--CoA ligase AAE11, peroxisomal-like. Lineage: Eukaryota; Viridiplantae; Streptophyta; Magnoliopsida; Brassicales; Brassicaceae. The record is from RefSeq and is a predicted model, not a curated record.